This is a messenger RNA of Protopolystoma xenopodis, 303 nucleotides long. NCBI's taxonomy places the organism in Eukaryota, Metazoa, Platyhelminthes, Monogenea, Polystomatidea, Polystomatidae. The record is from the annotation of a GenBank genome assembly.
AUGGGCCACACGCCUACAAACUCUGUACGUCUGUUAGCCGGCGGCCAUAUCAACAAGCGUGCAGCCGGCUUGCUUGCCGAAGGGGGAACCGGCCAAGAAAGUCAAAGUUCCCGCUGUCCGAGUUCAUCGAAUUUCCCCAAAGGUAGACUGGCAACGCGUUCAGUUGAACUGGAGAAUAAGCGAGUCAGCGCAGAUGUACAGAGCCGAAAGCUGUGGGCCAUUAUCGGUGUGAUGAAGAGACAAUCACAAGAGGAGAAGAUGUAUAUGCAAAGAGCGCGACAACUACGAAGCAAGGCCUGCUGA